AUGACAGCUUGGGCGAGUUUGAGUUUCCUUUUUCUAGCGCUUUUUGUAGAAAUUCAAGCAGAAGUACAGUAUGAAGAGUUCUCAGAAGAUUCUCCCAUUACUACUAGCUGCCGAGAAUAUCAAGAUACUAUUCAUUUAGAGCCACUGUAUAUAUCAGAAGAAGAAUACUGCAAUGAAAAUGAAGAGAGCAGUCAGUGCUUCCAGAAUCAAACUGAAGCCAUCUCUGCGGAAGAAGUCUUCAGCCUGGAAGAGAGAGUCAAGAAACUAAUAGAGAAAGGAAAGCCUGACAAAGCUAACGAAGACUUGGAAGGAUAUGAAAUUGAUGCAGGAUUUUUGUCGAUUUUUGUCAAGUCCGCUGGACAGAAACAUCUCGGGCCUUCGAUGGACUACUUCGGAAAUGGACCGAUAAAGUAUUUUUACAUGGUGGAAGUUUCCGUAAAAGGGCGCGCAAUCUACACGAUCACCAACAAACUCGAACCCGUUCAUGAAAACAUGCGAACUGAGCUCAUCAGCUUUUACGAAAAACCCACCGGCCCCUUUGUCCGCGAAGUGUAUUUGUGCUUACUCCGUGAUGUCGUCGACCGAUGGGCGAUCCUUGGUGCUCCUUGCAAUGAGUCAAAGAAUCAGUUUUUCGGAUUCAAAUUGUACGUUGGAAGCUCAGAGUUGAACAACCCUGCUUAUCCGUCGAUAAAAGUAAAUGUGGCGAACAACAGAAAGCUCGGAAUGCCCUUUGGAACGCGAGUGUUUACGAAAGACGAGGACAAAAUCUGCUGCCAGGGUGGAGCCGAUCUGAUCGAUUUCAAGCCAUGCUGUCAUUACAGAUGGUAUCCUUGGAAAUUCUCGAUGCCAGUCGGUUGGUCCGGCUGGGGAGAGUGGCAAGAGUGCAGCAACUCUUGCGAACAAAUUCGAAAGCGACUGUGUCUUGGAAACAAGGGCGAUUGCAAGGUCUUCUGGUCAAAGAGCAACAAAACGCCGUGGAUGGAAAAGCGAAAAUGCCCAAGCUGUGAUAAUAGGAAAGUAGCAACGCCACCGCCAAAGAAGAAUGCGAAGAAGUCGCCAAAGCAGUCAAACAAAAAGCCAGUCAGCGUCCGAGAAGUACCAAUUCCCAGCUUCAAGCUGACUACUCCUCGGCCGAAGACAACAAGGACAACCCGUCGCCCUCCAACAACCCGCCGAACCAUGCCUCAAACGACCAGACGUCCAAUGACAACACGACCAGUCCCGAAAAACCACAAGGGUUGGACUCCUUGGAGUCAGUGGUCCCGCUGCACCCGUUCUUGUGGAGGCGGUCAUCAGUACCGAGAGAGAAGCUGCAACGAUGGCUGUCAGAAAAACGCGAGAACCGGGCAAUAUCUAUCCUGGCAUCAAGAGCCGAGAGGUUGUAACAGGUUUCCAUGUCCAUUUGGUCAAAGAUCGCAGUUUGGAUCAUAUGGUCCUUGGGGUCCUUGUUCAAAAACAUGCGGCAGAGGGAUGCAACUCAGCUAUCAAACGUGCAUUUCCGGCGCUUGCAAGAACGAGCCAAAAAGCAGCUAUCCUUACAACCAGCGACCUUGCACGAUGAGUCAGUGGUGUCCUGCAUGGAAUUCUUGGGGCGAAUGGAGCGCUUGCAACGUCAACUGCGGCGGAGGAAAGAAAGAACGAAGGCGAACCUGUUCCACUGGAAAGCCAGGAUUUGAAGGAUGUCCCGGACCAGAUUUCCAGCGCGAUCCGUGCAAUCAGCAAUCUUGUCAGCCCGGGCAAUCGAAGUUCGGGGCCACGAAUGAAAUGGGAAUGGCACGAUCACUGAACUCUGGCGACCUUUCGUUUUUCAACCAGGAAUGUCUGGACUACCACAACUUUUUCCGAGCCCUUCAUAAUUUGAAACCGAUGACGUGGAACACGAAAAUUGCCUCAACUGCUCAAAAGUGGGCGACAGAAUUGAAAUCCCGCGCGCCAAAAACGCCAAAUAGCACCAGACAGAGGACGAAAAAUUGGCCACACUCUGACUCCCCAACAAUGUUCCGUGCGAAAAAUGUUGGAGAAAAUAUCGCCUGGGAUCUUACAGAAAAUGGCCAUCCUUGUCGCGAAUCGGUAUUUCGCUGGUACGCUGAACUUUUUUACUUCAACCCGCGGACGCCGCAAAGGGGCCGAAGACGUAAUGACCCCGUAGGGCACUUGACACAGCUGCUUUGGCCGGACUCGGUUGAGCUCGGCUGCGGUACUGCGGUUUUUCCAGUAAAACAACCUCCAAAUACAAUCCCUCCGGUUCUUUUGUCCACAUAUACAGUCUGUCACUACACGCCACAAGGAAAUAUCAUCGGUAGAUUCAAAGAAAAAUGGAGUCCCUUAUCGAAAAAAGUUUGCUCAACGUAUAAUAAUAGGCAAGGAACAAAUCAGUGCGGAAUGGGCUUCAGCAACUGCAUGGGCUUGAAGCCAGAGUCGACUUGCGGUUGCGAAACGAGCAAGUUCAACUUUGCGCAGCCGAUUUGCAAGGGACUCUGCUUGAUCUACUGCGAGAAUGAGAGAAAUGUCCGGGGCUUCUGGCCGAAUGAAUGUGUUGGGAAAAAUGAGUGCCGAUGUGGGAAAGAAGGCGCUAUCUGUAAAUAA
This is a messenger RNA of Oikopleura dioica, 2586 nucleotides long. The record is from the annotation of a GenBank genome assembly. Lineage: Eukaryota; Metazoa; Chordata; Appendicularia; Copelata; Oikopleuridae.